Molecule: messenger RNA, 591 nt
Organism: Closterium sp. Naga37s-1
Lineage: Eukaryota; Viridiplantae; Streptophyta; Zygnematophyceae; Desmidiales; Closteriaceae
Source: the annotation of a GenBank genome assembly
AUGCAAGUUCACGCCCCAGGCAUUCUUGCCUCCUCACUCCGUCUUGCCCCCGCUCAUCCCUCAUCUCCCCGUUGCUCGCUCCUCACCCCAUUGAAAAUAUCGAUAGCAUGCCGUCCCCCCUGCGCUCAUCCCUCCCUUGCGCGCAUCCCUCCCCUGCGCUCCCCGCUCAUUCUCCUUGCGCUGGUCCCUUUUCCCCCCCGCGCUGAUCCCUUUUCCGCCCUGCGCUCACCUCUUAUUCCCCCACCGUUCAUCCCUCGUCCAUCCUUGCCGCUCAUCCCCCUUGCACUUAUCCCGCAUUCCCCUUGCUCCCAUCAGCCCCACCUGUGCUCCCGCCUUCUCUCCCACAACGCUCAUCCGCUAUUCCCCUUGUGUUCAUCCCUCAUUCCCUCUGCGCUCCCUCAUUCCACUGCACUCAACCUUUCCCCUUGCUCAUCUCUCCCCCCUCCCCUCACCCUUCCCCAUGCCCUCGUCCCUCCCCCCUCCCCUCACCCUUCCCCAUGCCCUCAUCCCUCCCCCCUCCCCCCUCCCCUCACCCUUCCCCAUGCCCUCAUCCCUUCCCCCUGCGCUCAUCCCUCCUUUGCCUUGUACUAG